Pygocentrus nattereri (red-bellied piranha) is the source of this 4202-nucleotide messenger RNA. It is a transcript of the gene letm2, whose product is annotated as leucine zipper-EF-hand containing transmembrane protein 2. Lineage: Eukaryota; Metazoa; Chordata; Actinopteri; Characiformes; Serrasalmidae. The coding region runs from base 329 to 1753 and encodes 474 amino acids. The record is from RefSeq and is a predicted model, not a curated record. The transcript is spliced from 11 exons. Gene Ontology annotation, molecular function: ribosome binding. Gene Ontology annotation, cellular component: mitochondrial inner membrane. Gene Ontology annotation, biological process: intracellular monoatomic cation homeostasis.
GAGAUGUGCUAGGAGCUUUCGGCACGGGAGAAACCGGAGCGGCUAACGUUAGAUCGCUUUAAACGGGUAAAACAACGGUGAUGUGUUGAAGUUAAAGACUUAAUCGCGUAUUAAGGAGUGCCUGCUUCAUGUGAAUGGCUCAGUUCGUUUCAAAAAGGACCCGUUUUGCUCCCCUGUCGUCGACAACGAGGAAAUUUAGGAUAUUUGACCCGGUCAGGGUAGAAAACAGCACAGCCGAGCUAAACUCGCCCCGACUCAAAUGAUUAACAUUGCCGUUUAAUGGUGAAAAUCUUCACGGACACAAAUUUUCCACAGGUUUUGCCUCAUCAUGGCAGUGUUCAGUUCUCAGGUGCUGCUGGCAGUGACCAGAUCCAGGGGAUCCUACUUGCUCUCCAAACGGCACGGCUGCUCCUCCCUGCCCUCCACCGCCUGCAUUCGCUACCACUCCGAGUUUCCUGGCCAUGCUCCGCUUACAGCUCGUGCCCCCAGGCCGUUAUACCUGCGCUGCUCUAGCACCAACUACCUGCGGCCUGCCUGCGUGCCCUCGCGGGCACUCCACAGUUCCAGUGCCUGGCUGCAGGAGCUGAAGGAUUCUCCUGCAGGGUCUGAGACAAAGACGAAUGCUGUUCAGGCAGAAACGACCAUACCGAGCAAAGCUGUGGUGCGCAAGUCGUUGGGUCAGAGAGUGCUGGAUGAACUGAAGCAUUACUACCAUGGCUUCCGACUGUUGGGGAUUGACACGAAAAUUGCAGGCAGGAUGGUGUGGCGGCUUCUGCAUGGACAACAGCUCACCCGCAGAGAGAGGAGGAGGCUGAUGAGGACAUGUGCAGACCUAUUCCGUCUCGUCCCCUUCAUGGUCUUUGUCAUCGUUCCCUUUAUGGAGUUCCUGCUUCCUGUCUUCCUCAAACUGUUCCCUGAGAUGCUGCCCUCCACCUUCGAGACAGAGUCUAAGAAGGAGGAGAAACAGAAGAAGGGACUAGCUGCUAAGCUGGAGCUGGCCAAGUUCCUGCAGGAGACGAUAGCAGAGAUGGCCCGCCGGAACAAGGCGGCUGUGGGGGACGAAACGCAGAAGUUCUCCACCUAUGUCCAACAGGUGAGGCACACAGGUGAGCAGCCCAGCACAAAGGACAUUGUAAAGUUCUCCAAGCUGUUUGAGGAUGAGCUGACUCUGGAGCACUUGGAGCGCCCCCAGCUGGUGGCUUUGUGUAAACUGCUGGAACUGCAGCCCAUAGGCACCAACAACCUGCUGCGCUUUCAGCUGAUGAUGCAGCUGCGCACCAUCAAGACUGAUGAUGAGAUGAUUGCUAAAGAAGGUGUUGCUGCUAUGACGGUUGCAGAGCUGCAGGCUGCAUGUCGAAGUCGGGGGAUGAGGUCUCUGGGUCUGACUACAGAUCAGCUCCGUCAGCAGCUCCAGCAGUGGUUGGAUCUGCACCUGAAGGAGAAUGUUCCUCCGUCUCUGCUGCUGCUUUCCAGGGCCAUGUACCUCACAGACCUCAAACCAAAACCUCCUGUUAUCCCCCCUGUGCCCAAGUUAGAGAAGGCCACAGUGAACCCUGCUGAAACCGAAGUGAAGCCCGUCUCUGGCUCUGUGGAGGUUUUGGUCGACUCCGCCCCCGUCAUUAAGGACCGGAAGGCCGAAGAGUUGGUGGAGAAACCGCGCGGUUUGGACAUGCCAUCACCAGAGGCUCAGUUAAUACAUGCCAAAGGAGCAGAGAUGGCCCAGAAAUCCAAAAUGAGCGCCAAUGGACUGUGAGAAUUUUCACCCCAGUCAAGGAAGAUGAUCCAUACUCCUCCUCUAUCGCAGCUCCUGCCGUGAGAGGAGAUGCUUUUCUGGAGGUGGGGGUGCACCUUCUUUUCUCCUCUUUCUCUCUCGCUCUCUCCCUCCCACUCCAGGAUGUUUGAGCCUCUCCUGAACUUUGGACUCGAUCAUGAUGCAACAGCCCCAGCACUUCGAGACCGGAUCUGUUUUUGCCCUUUUUGACCCGUUCGCUCUCUAAAGAACAGAAAAGAAUCUGAAACAUGGUUGAGCCAGCAUCCUCAACCUUCAGAACUUUGCAGAACAUCAUGUUCUGCUCAAUUUGGCCACAAUUGUUCUGCCUCAUAUGCAGUGUGCAUGCUUUGCUAUAAUAAUCUUUGGUCUUUUUUUUUUGCAGAAUUUCAUUAUGUAAAUGUGUAAAUAUCUUGUAAAAUAUUGGCCUAUUAUAAUUAUUGUUAAUAUAAUGAUGUGGUUCUGUUUUGGACACUCAGCUGUGCCACAUGUGAUCUAAAAGAUCUGCAAGAACAUAAUGCCGUGUUCUGUUUUGCGUACCUGAACGUGCGGCUGGGUUUGCAGGCGUUUGUUAGUUUCCUCUGGUGAGGGAACGUAAAGUUCACUCCUUCAGGAGAUGCAGUAUGAUAACGUUGGCUGGCACAAGCUGUAUUUAGAAAAUAUUUUAAAAUAAGCAUUUGUAUUUUCUGUGUUCAUGAUAUGCAGCAUCCUGUAAAUAACUUAAAGGUCUUUUUUUCUGUAACAGAAACGGAACAGCUGCCUUUUUUGAUCUGUACAAAUCUAAUUAGGAUUUGUAUGUUUAAUACUGGAUGCUUUGAAGCCCUAAUCAGGAGUCACUUUCCCAGCUACUAACAGCUUCAGUAUCUGAUGAAAGGAUGCAGAGUAAGAGUGUGCCAAUACAAACCCUGCUGUGGGAGCAUCAGGCUUUCCUGAACUUUCCUGGAGUUUGAAAAUGGCUAUAUUAAGAUAUGUUUGAUGCAUAGUGAAUAUCACUUUAGACUAAGAUGAAUUUUCAGGUCUGUGUUUUAUAGGGGGAAAACAACUGGCUUUAGUUUUCCAUUAAAACUUACUUACACAUUCUUGGUAAGAAAGGCUCAGACCUAGCUGAAGAAAUGCUAGGUAAACAGCUGAAUAUGGAAAUGCUAGAUUCAGAACUACUCUGUCCAAAAUUAACUGUGGGAAUGUUAGGUUCCUAGAUAGCUUUCGGAUGUAAAGUCUAGAACUAGCUGUGGAAAUGCUGUGUCUAUAAAUGCUAGGCCUGUAGCUAGCUGUGGAAAUACUAGGUCCAGAAUUAGUUGUAGAAAUGCUUGGUUCCUAGAUGGCUCUGGGAUUAUGUCCAAAAAUAGCCUUUGACAUGGUAAACCUAGAACUAGCUGUGGAAGUGUUAGGUCCAUAAAUGCUAGGUCCACAGCUAGCUGUGGAAACACAAGGUCCAGAAUUAGAUCUGUAGAUGCUAGGCCCAUAGUUAGCUAUGUAGCUGUGGAAAUGCUAACGGGCAAUUUUCCAUAUUAUGAUGAUGAUGAUGAUGAUGAUGAUGAUGAUGAUCUUUGAUCCUCACUGUGGCUUUCUGUCCGUCUCUGUUACUGAAAAACUUGGUACAUAACUGUGUUUUAUGGACACUGUUGGGUUUUGUCUGUUAGCUUUAGGAUCUGGCCUGAACAUGAACUUGAUUUUCCUUUUGAAAACCACUGAGAGGUUGAGAGGAAGAGGAUGAACCUCAUUUUUCCAAAGCGUAGUAAGAACCCUCUUAUUGCCUGUGUCAUUCACCUGUUUUGACUGUUUCUGACUGUAGAGGGUUGAAUUGUAUUGUUCAUGCUCUGUCUUCAAAUGUGCUUCUCUUUAGGUUUAAUGGAAUUUCUACCAGCAUUCUGUAAAGCUUGUUCAGCAGUUGCUAUGAAAGAGCUUAGAGAAGGAAAUGGUGAGCUUUUACCAUGUGAAGGUACUUCUCACAGUCAGUCACUCUAUGCCUUUUCCUUUGGUGCACUUUUUUUGAAAAUUGAUACAAAUGCCAUACGUCUCCAGCGAAACGCUCCAGAUGGAUGUACAGUCAGAAACACUAGGUGCUUUUGACCUGCUCUACUUGUACCUCUGUGAAAAAGAAGUGUUAUAUUUUGACAAUAAUGUAAAAGAAAAGAAUGCUGUUAUGCCUAAAACUGUAAUUAAAGCCAUAUUAUUGAUAAUUGGCGAGUAGUGCAAUAAUAACAGUGCUUCCCUGUUUUCAUCGUCAUCCAUUUAAAACAAAAGCUCAUCAUGGAAGAAGUAUUUAGGGUUUAAUUGGAUUGAAUGUUUUUUUUUUUUUUUAAUCUAGAACACCAUGUUCUAGUUCUGUAUGUAGCUUUCAAAUCUGUUUAUUUUAUUAUUAUAGUUUUUUGUUCAGAACACAGACAACACAGAAAUAUCUGUGGAAAUAAAUUAACGGCAUUUAACAGUGGAA